AUGGACAAGGUCAAGAAAAUGCUCAACGUUGGCUUCGAGGCCGAUGCCGCCAAGCCAGCAGAACCCUCCUCAGAGGCCUAUGCCCAGCUCAAGGCCGAGUACACCAAAGCCGGUCAGGACCAUGUUUUCACCUUCUACGACUCUCUGAGCACCGAAGACAAGGCUGCUUUGUACAACCAGCUAUCGGGCUUCAACCCUGCCUACAUCAACGAAAUCACCAAACGAGCCCUUGGUGAGACCAAAUCAGACACCCCCGAUACCCUCGAGCCCCUCCCCGAAUCCGCUCAAGCCAGUAUCCUCGAUUCGAGUGCCGAUGACAUCAACAAGUGGUACAGCUCCGGCUUGGGCCUCAUUGGCAAGAACAAGGUGGCUGUGGUUCUCAUGGCUGGUGGCCAGGGAACUCGAUUGGGCAGCUCAGCGCCCAAGGGUUGCUACGACAUUGGGCUACCCUCGCACAAGAGCUUGUUCCAGAUCCAGGCUGAGAGAAUCCGCAAGAUUCAGGAGCUUGCUGCCAAGAAUGCCGGCACUGGGUCCGUCGUUGUUCCCUGGUACGUCAUGACCAGCGGCCCAACCCACAAGCCAACCGAGGCCUUCUUCGAGGAGAACAAGUACUUUGGCCUAGAUGCCGCCAACGUCAAGAUCUUUGACCAAGGAGUCCUGCCCUGCAUUUCCAACGAGGGCAAGAUUCUUCUUGAGAGCAAGGGCAAGGUUGCUGUAGCCCCCGAUGGCAACGGCGGUAUCUACCAGGCCUUGAUUGUCUCUGGCGUUCUUGACGACAUGCGAAAGCGCGGCAUUGAGCACAUUCAUGCUUAUUGCGUCGACAACUGUCUUGUCAAAGUGGCUGAUCCCGUCUUCAUCGGCUUCUCAUCCUCCCUGAACGUCGACAUCGCCACCAAGGUCGUUCGUAAGCGCGACGCUACCGAGUCUGUCGGUCUCAUUCUCUCCAAGAAUGGCAAGCCCGACGUUGUUGAGUAUUCCGAGAUUGACAAGGCUACCGCUGCAGCAGAGGAUCCCAAGCACCCUGGCGUCCUCAAGUUCCGAGCUGCCAACAUUGUUAAUCACUACUAUUCUUUCCGCUUCCUCGAAUCCAUUCCCCAGUGGGCUCACAAGCUGCCUCACCACAUUGCUCGAAAGAAGAUUCCUCACGCAGACACCAAGUCGGGCGAGACCGUCAAGCCUGAGACCCCCAACGGCAUCAAGCUUGAGCAGUUUGUUUUUGAUGUCUUCCCUAUGCUGCCUCUGAAUAAGUUUGCGUGCAUGGAGGUCCGCCGUGAGGACGAAUUCUCGCCGUUGAAGAAUGCCCGCGGAACGGGUCAAGACGACCCCGACACCAGCAAGGCCGAUAUUAUGGGCCAAGGUCAGCGGUGGGUGGCUGCUGCUGGAGCUACUGUUGUGGCCGACGGCGGCGUUGAGAUCUCGCCUUUAAUCAGCUACGGUGGCGAAGGUCUCGAGAAGCUCAGCGGCACCACUAUUACUGCUCCUGCCGUGCUGGAGCGAGAAUAA
Messenger RNA from Metarhizium brunneum ARSEF 3297, 1503 nucleotides. RefSeq names its product UDP-N-acetylglucosamine pyrophosphorylase (gene UAP1). Gene Ontology annotation, molecular function: UDP-N-acetylglucosamine diphosphorylase activity. NCBI's taxonomy places the organism in Eukaryota, Fungi, Ascomycota, Sordariomycetes, Hypocreales, Clavicipitaceae. The record is from RefSeq and is a predicted model, not a curated record. Gene Ontology annotation, biological process: UDP-N-acetylglucosamine biosynthetic process.